This is a messenger RNA of Arabidopsis arenosa, 801 nucleotides long. The record is from the annotation of a GenBank genome assembly. Lineage: Eukaryota; Viridiplantae; Streptophyta; Magnoliopsida; Brassicales; Brassicaceae.
AAUUUAUCGAUUCUUCUCCAUCGUGCUUCUGAUUUUUUUUUCUUUAAUGGAUCAAAAUUAUCAAAAUCUGAACGAUGAUAAUGGCUUCUCUCGCGACUUCCAUAAGCGGAAGUUUCAAUAUUCUGGUUUCAUCAUCUUCAACAAGAAAUGGGUAUCCUUUAAUCUCCUAUCAAAACCCGAGAUUCGUCUGGUUUGAGAAUAGAAGCAGACCGAUCUCUAGAACGGCGAUUUUGCGCCGAUUUGCGAUAAGUGAGUCGAGCCAAGGAGAAAAGAUAUCACCUUUAGCAUCUGGUGUAUCGCCGGGUUUAUAUUCUGCUCAGACUUUUGAAUUGACGCCUCAAAAUGUUGAUUUGGUGCUUGAGGAUGUGAGGCCGUUCUUGAUCUCCGAUGGUGGAAACGUCGACGUUGUCUCCGUUGAAGAUGGAGUUGUUUCUCUUAAACUCCAAGGAGCAUGUACUAGUUGUCCAAGUUCUUCAACAACCAUGACAAUGGGAAUAGAGAGGGUACUCAAGGAAAAGUUUGGAGAUGCUUUGAAAGAUAUUCGACAAGUUUUUGAUGAAGAAGUAAAUCAGAUAACCGUAGAGGCAGUGAAUGCUCAUCUUGAUAUACUGAGGCCAGCGAUCAAGAACUACGGCGGAAGUGUGGAAGUUUUAUCAGUUGAAGGCGAGGACUGCGUUGUAAAAUAUGUUGGACCAGAAUCGAUUGGAAUGGGAAUACGAGCAGCUAUUAAAGAAAAGUUCAAGGACAUAUCUAAUGUAACCUUUACAAGCUAGAAAGCAUGAAGAAACUCACUAUAUUAUG